Molecule: messenger RNA, 1578 nt
Organism: Onthophagus taurus
Lineage: Eukaryota; Metazoa; Arthropoda; Insecta; Coleoptera; Scarabaeidae
Product: tubulin alpha-1C chain
Biological process (GO): microtubule-based process
Cellular component (GO): microtubule
Molecular function (GO): GTP binding; structural constituent of cytoskeleton
Source: RefSeq, a predicted model, not a curated record
CCAAUGCUUUUUUAUUGACAAACAAAAACAAAAGUGAUAACGGAAAUGUUAUUAUCCAAAUUCUAAAGGGCUCAUCCUCUAAAAUCAAUCAAAAUUCUGUGUGUGUACAGUAUUUAUUGAGGGACUUGUCCAAAUUCGAGGUAUUAGAUCCAAAAUGAGGGAGUGUAUUUCGGUGCAUAUCGGACAAGCGGGAGUCCAAAUUGGCAAUACAACGUGGGAACUCUACUGUUUAGAACAUGGAAUCGAAGCAGACGGCAAAGCAUCAACAACGACAAACGAUAAUUGUUAUGGAACGUUUUUUUCAGAAGUCGAAAAUGGAAAAAUGGUGCCAAGAGCUGUUAUGGUUGACUUAGAACCUACCGUUGUUGAUGAAGUAAGAACUGGAAAAUAUAAACAAUUAUAUCACCCAGAACAAUUAUUAACCGGAAAAGAGGAUGCAGCUAAUAAUUAUGCUCGAGGUCAUUACAGCAUAGGAAAAGAAAUGAUUGAUGUGGUGAUGGAAAGACUUUAUAAAUUAGCAGAACAAUGUUGUGGAUUACAAGGAUUUUUUGUAUUCCACUCAUUCGGUGGCGGAACCGGAUCUGGAUUUACAUCUUUACUCAUGCAAAAAUUAUCGCAAGAUUUUGGGAAAAAAAGCAAAUUAGAAUUUGUUGUUUACCCCGCACCACAAGUUUGCACAGCUGUUGUUGAACCUUACAAUUCAAUUUUAACCACUCACAUGACUUUAAACCAUUCCGAUUGUGCUUUUAUGGUGGAUAACGAAGCGAUUUACGACAUUUGCCGUCGAAAAUUAGGCAUCGAACGUCCCGAUUAUUCCAAUUUGAACCGUUUAAUCAGCCAAGUUGUGUCUUCUAUAACCGCCAGUUUACGUUUUGAUGGGGCCUUAAACGUCGAUCUCACCGAAUUUCAAACAAAUCUAGUUCCAUAUCCUCGUAUUCAUUUUCCGUUAGCUUCUUAUGCUCCCGUUGUUUCUUUGGAUAAAGCAUAUCAUGAAGGGAUGUCUGUAUCUGAGAUAACUUCAGAAUUAUUUGAACCCGCUAAUCAAAUGGUGAAAUGUGAUCCCCGGCAAGGAAAAUAUAUGGCUUGUUGUUUAUUAUAUCGGGGAGAUGUUGUUCCUAAAGAUGUUAACGCAGCUAUUGCUCAAAUGAAAGCGAAAAGUAAUGUGAGAUUUGUUGAUUGGUGUCCAACUGGUUUUAAAGUAGGAAUUAAUUAUCAACCACCAACUGUAGUACCAGGUGGUGAUUUGGCACGUGUACAAAGAGCCGUUUGUAUGUUAUCGAAUACAACGGCGAUAGCUGCUGCUUGGAAUAAAUUAAAUCGUAAAUUUGAUUUGAUGUUUGCAAAAAGGGCUUUUGUUCAUUGGUACACUGGUGAAGGUAUGGAAGAGGGUGAAUUUCAAGAAGCCAGAGAAGAUUUGGCUGCCUUAGAAAGAGAUUACGAAGAAGUUUCAUCUGAAUGUUGCGAUUACGAUGAUGAUAAAUUGUCCGAUAUGUAAAAGAAAGAAGAGGAGAGUUGUUUUUUUUUAAUAUUUUUCAUAAUUUUUUGGAUAAUGAUUUUUACUUAAUCUUAUUUUAUUUA